This is a messenger RNA of Centropristis striata (black sea bass), 2030 nucleotides long. It is a transcript of the gene glyctk, whose product is annotated as glycerate kinase. Gene Ontology annotation, biological process: protein phosphorylation. The coding region runs from base 159 to 1730 and encodes 523 amino acids. NCBI's taxonomy places the organism in Eukaryota, Metazoa, Chordata, Actinopteri, Perciformes, Serranidae. Gene Ontology annotation, molecular function: glycerate kinase activity. Gene Ontology annotation, cellular component: cytoplasm. The record is from RefSeq and is a predicted model, not a curated record. The transcript is spliced from 5 exons.
CUCUGGUCCAGCACUUUCUGCCACUUUUGUUGUGUUUUCUGUCUGCUUCUAGGUUUUGCUCCAGGCAGCAAGGAGAAGAGGACAAACAACAACAGGAACUCAGUCCUCGCAGGAAAUCAUGUCUGAGGCAUUUACUCCUUGGACCCACUGAACUGUCCAUGGCCCGUGUUCUUUCCUUGUUCCGGCAGAAGCCUUUUCUUGCCCACGUGGGCAGGAGGAAACCUACAUUGUGCAAAAUGUCAAUGGACUCACGGGCACGCAUGAUGUUUGCAGCUGCAGUGGAAGCUGUGCAUCCAGACACGGUGGUCCGGCAGGCUAUAGAGCGCAAGGAGGACUCCAUAAUGAUCAAUGGUCACAAAUUUACACUCAAACACAACCUUCACUUGGUGGGCUUUGGAAAAGCUGUACUGGGCAUGGCUGCCGAAGCAGAGAGGAUUUUGGGGGAUCAUUUAGUGAAAGGAAUAAUAAGUGUGCCGCAUGACAUUCAGCAGACAUUGAAGCAGCAUGGAAAAGACCACCUUUUGUUAAAAGAAAACAGUCGUAUCAAAGUAAUGGAGGGAGCCAAACACAACUUGCCUGAUGCUGAUGCCCAGAAAGCAGCUGAAGAGAUCAAACAGUUAACCAGUGAACUGACGGAGAACGACCUGCUGCUUGUACUGAUUUCAGGUGGAGGCUCUGCGCUAUUACCUGCACCUAUCCCACCAAUCACACUGCAGGAGAAACACGAGGUGACCCGCAAACUUGCAGGUGCUGGUGCCACGAUUCAAGAGCUGAACACUGUGCGGCGCUCGCUGUCUUCUUUAAAGGGUGGAGGGCUUGCACAUUGUGCUCACCCUGCCCAGGUGGUGUCACUGAUAUUGUCUGAUGUAAUUGGAGACCCUCUGGACUUUAUAGCCAGCGGCCCCACAGUGCGGAGCGAGGUGUGGCAUGAAGAAGUUUUGUCAGUCCUUGAACGUUACAAGCUGUUGGACUCCCUACCAGCCUCAGUGAAGGAUGUCCUUGGGAGCCCAGGUCCCAGGUGGAGGGAGAAUAAAGAAUCUAACGCGUCGGGACACGUUCUCAACGCUGUGAUUGGCUCCAACAGCAUUGCUCUCCAGUGUGCAGGUCGCCGUGCUCGAGAGUUAGGUUUCCGGCCUGUUGUGCUGGCUCCAGGAGUGUGUGGAGAUGUUCGGGCAGUGUCCAGACUGUACGGCCUGCUGGCCCGCUUUGCCUGUUCCAGAGAGGAACCUCCUCCAGAGAUAGCCGCUGAGCUGCUGAGGCUGGGGCCUGACGUAGGCGUGGAGAGCUGGGACCUCUGCCGCACGAUGCAGGUGUUAGGUGAAGGGCGCACAGAAGGAUGGGGGUCCACGGCUCUGUUAGCUGGAGGAGAGCCCACAGUUGAGCUGACAGGCAUGGGUCGGGGUGGUCGGAACCAGGAGCUGGCUCUGCGAGUAGGACUGGAGCUGAAAGGCCUGGAGGUCCCGCCUAAUGGUCCCGUCUUCCUGAGUGGUGGGACUGACGGUCAGGACGGACCCACUGAUGCAGCAGGGGCCAUCACUGAUGCAGGCUUGUAUGAAGAGGCAGAAUCUCAGGGGCUGGAUAUCAACUCCUUCCUCACCUACAAUGAUUCAUACACUUUUUUUACACGUCUUUCUAACGGUCAGCGCUUACUUGUACCUGGCCUAACCUGCACCAAUGUGAUGGAUGUACACAUGCUACUUAUUCCACCAAUUCCCAUUACCAUAAGAUAAUUCAAAAGCACACAAAAUCAAAUGAAAUGAUAUAAAAGUUUUAGCUUAUGCUUCUACACGGUGGAUUUGCUGAUUAUCUUUUUAACAUCACUGUAAAAUCUUUUCACAGACCAGCUCCAGCCGUGACAGUGUUUUCAAAGACAAUAAAUUUAAUAUUGCACAUAAGUUGUUGUAUUAUCUCCCUGCUUGGCUGCUGCUCUCUUCAGGUACUUCAAGAUACCUAAAACAUGCAGAUGAUUUUGUUGUUUAGUUAAUCUGAUAAGGACUGUGUACAUCAUUAAACAUUUCUGUUAACACCCU